AUGUUGGGGUCACAACGACGCGUCGCACUCGACGUUCUGCUGGCGUGCUGGGGCCUAGGCACCUGGCUCGGGGUCAACGGACUAUAUGUACAGCUGCCAUUGCUGGUGGAGAGGUUGCCGGAGGGCUGGACGCUGCCUUCCUCCAUGGCGUUGGCGGUGCAACUGGCCAACGUUGGCCUUGUCUUGUACGCAGUGUUGCGUCGCCUGUGCCCGCGUGUUUCGGACGCAAUUUACAUCUACGGACUGCUAUCUAUCGGCACCCUGGCGCUCACUCUCAACGCUUUCCUCCACACCGCGACCGCGCCGGUCGGCGGCACGGAUCGCUCUGUAGCGUUCCUAACGUUGACGUUCUUCGCGGCGCUGGUCGGCUGCACCAGUUCAGUGCUGUUCUAUCCGUACUUGAGACACUUCCGCGACGUGUAUCUCGCGACGUAUCUAGUGGGGGAGGGUCUGAGCGGGUUCAUACCGAGCGUGCUCGCGCUUAUCCAGGGUGUGGGCGGCGAGCCCGAGUGCGUACCGUCUGCGGACAAUUCUACUUUGGUGGCACUGUAUCCUCCGCCGCGAUUCGACACGCUCGCGUUCCUACUGGUGUUAGGCGGAUUGUCCGCGCUCAGUCUCGUCAGUUUCACGUCCGUGCACAAUCUUCGAGCGUUCGAUUCGGAGCGGGUGGCGCAGGCGUCGCUGGAGAAGGACGAUGAGGCGACUGCGCCGAAAGAAUCAUUGGUGGCGGGCAGAUGGUUAGUGGUACUAUCGCUGAUGGCGUGUUUGAACGCGCUAUCGAACGGCGUGCUGCCAUCUGUGCAGUCGUACUCGUGCAUGCCGUACGGAGUGCGCGCGUACCACUUGGCGGUGUCACUGGGCGCUAUGGCGAACCCAGCGGCGUGCUUGGCGGGUGUAUGGCUGCGGCCGUUGUCAGUACGCGCGCUGUGUGCUCUGCUGUCCGCGCUGACGCUGCCUCUGGCGUACAUCCUGGCCACGGCGCUGCUGAGCCCAGAACCGCCGCUGCAGCACGCGACUGGAGGUGUGCUACUCAUCGUGGUGUCGUGGGUGGUGACGUCCGCGGGCGUGUCGUACGCGCGCAUGUGGGUGUACGGGUGGGCGCGGCGCGGCGGCGCCCGCGGCAUGCGUCUGUGCGGCGCCGUCACGCAGGCCGGCUCCGCCACCGGCUCGCUGCUGCUCUUCCUGCUCGUCAACUACACGCGCCUCUUCACGCAGCCCGCAGCCUGCCCGCAGUAG
Parnassius mnemosyne (clouded apollo) is the source of this 1236-nucleotide messenger RNA. Lineage: Eukaryota; Metazoa; Arthropoda; Insecta; Lepidoptera; Papilionidae. The record is from the annotation of a GenBank genome assembly.